AUGAAAUUCUUCGCUACUGCCAUUUCUACCGUCGCCUUGAUUGGUGCUGUUUUAGCUCAACAAGCUAAUGAUAUCACGAUCGCUACACCUCCUUCGUUAACCCAAUGUGAACCUGUCCUACUCUCGUGGUCUGGAGGUGUUGGUCCUUAUAUCCUUACCGCUAUUCCCGGUGGUCAACCAUCUGCAGCUGCGUUAGCUACGAUUUCUGCAUCGGAAGCAGGUAACAGUGUAACGUGGAAAGUCAACGUAGCCGCUGGCACUGAAGUAACUGUUAAAGUGACUGAUUCAAGAGGUAUCAACCAAUACACUUCACCCGUACAAAUUCUACCUGGUUCAGACAGCUGUCUAGGUGCUGCCUCAGGUGGUUCUACAUCAAACUCUUCUACUCCUUCUUCUGCCGCUGCUGGUGGUGUAGCUUCCUCUGCAGCUUCAGCUGCUUCUUCAGCAGUUUCCGCUGCUUCUUCAGGAGCCUCAUCAGCUGCUUCAGCUGCUACUUCUGCAGCUGGUAUCAAGACUACCACUACCCAAACCGCUCCUACCUCUACUGUAACUGGAUCAGGAUCCGCUUCAGCCGCUUCUGGUACUUCCAAAGCUUCUACUCCCGCCUCAUCUGGAUCAGCUUCCGGUUCCGCUCCUGCAUCGGCUUCAUCCACUGGAGCUUCAUCCGGCGCUCUAAAAAAUGGAAUCAUCGCUGCUCCAGCUAUCAUCAUCGCUGCUCUCGGUGCAUUCGUUGCUCUUUUCUAA
Kwoniella shivajii is the source of this 744-nucleotide messenger RNA. RefSeq lists its product as uncharacterized. The transcript is spliced from 6 exons. The record is from RefSeq and is a predicted model, not a curated record. Bases 1 to 744 code for a protein of 247 amino acids. Lineage: Eukaryota; Fungi; Basidiomycota; Tremellomycetes; Tremellales; Cryptococcaceae.